Ipomoea triloba (trilobed morning glory) is the source of this 2865-nucleotide messenger RNA. RefSeq lists its product as uncharacterized. The record is from RefSeq and is a predicted model, not a curated record. The coding region runs from base 452 to 2602 and encodes 716 amino acids. NCBI's taxonomy places the organism in Eukaryota, Viridiplantae, Streptophyta, Magnoliopsida, Solanales, Convolvulaceae. The transcript has 2 exons.
CACUCUCUUCCUGGUUGGACUUUGCUAGUGGGAGAGAGACUAGAGAGAGAGAGAGAUAGUGAUUUCCAGAGGAGGGGAAGACAACAAAGUUAAAAAAGAGGGGCCUUUUUUCAUUUUCAGGAGACCUCUCCCCUUCCUUGCUUUCUAAUUCUCUCUGUUUUUUAACAUCUUUGACUCUCUCUCUCUUCUGGGUUUCUGAUAAAGUUGCAAGCUUUCUCCUCUUCCUGCACUCCUCAACUGGGAUUCUCCUCCUUUUCUCUCUUCCAGGAAGUGAGCUCAUGGUGCAGAGGAGAAUAGCUUGUGCUGUUUAGGGUUUAUUUAGGUUGAGAAUGAGAAAAGAAGUGCAGAUUGAUGAUUUAGCCUUAUUCUGUAGUUGAUAAUUCUUGGAAGGACUGAAGGUUGGCUAUCUGCAGUUGUAGAUAUUGUCUGGUGAGGGCUUUGAAAUUUGGAGAUGCAUAAAAAUUUUGAGGGUAAUCCCUUUACGAAAGGGAAAGGCCCGAAAGAUGGAGGCGUGAUCCAUGCUAAAGGCGAUUGUAACAAUAAUCCAAGACCGCAUAGUUUUGUUAAUCUGAGUUCUGGGAACUGUGCUGGGAAGAACUCUAGUUCAGCAUCUACUAUUAGCAAUGAGAACGUAUCUUCGGGUGCUAUCUUCAAUGGGAAUUCAAAGAAUACCGAGAAUUCCAUGCAAUCUUCGGAUGGGGUCGACGUUUCUGCAAAGAGUGAAGUCGAUACUUGGAGGGCGCCCGGGAAGCUGACGUACACUGGUGAGGAUGAAAUUCACGAUGCAUCACAGAGAACUGAAUCUUCGUGUUCUAACUCGUAUUUCAUUCAUCCGGUUUGUUCUUCAAAUGACAACUUCCAGGAAACGUCGAUGGAAACCAAGUCGUCUGUGCCUAAUGGUUGUUCGAGUGCUAUACCAGCCGGUGCUGAAUGUAUCACAGAAGCGGGAACUGUUGUUUCAGUUACAACCGCUCAAUUCACUCGUCACACUCGAGAUAAGGAAGAAUAUUGUGAUAAGCUGGAUCAUUCUUUGCUGCCACCUAAGAAAGGCACGAAAGAAAUUGAAGAAAUGCUCGAUGAUUAUAGGGGUUUGACCGGAAGGAAAUGCUCGUGUUCCAUGAACCGAGACAUGAUAUGUGGAGGUACCGACUGUUCUGCCAGUCAAAAUAAAACGAAAGCCUCCAUUGAAACAAAAGGGGACAAUCAGGCUUGCAAUAAACGAGACAGCUCUCGUAGUUUAUGUUCGAAAGAAGAUUUGCAUCCCGAAUCAGCAUCAGAAGAUAGAAACGUUUUGGCUGCAGAGAAGCAAUCCCGAAUGAUGAAGCAUGAAUAUGUUGCUGUUGAGGAAGAGAAUGAACUCGUGAAUAGAUUUGAUCUAAACGAAGAUAUCCCGAGAAGUGCACUAAACAAUCAUAAACAGUCGGUCUCUGAAGCUGUAUCGUCCUCAAACGUGGUACGCCCGAUGGCUAAAUUGGGGGUACCUUUAUGCUUACCUAUGUCCACACAGAAAUUCGGAGGCGAGCUAGGUUGGAGGGGUACUGCUGCCACAAGUGCUUUUUGUCUCGUUUCUUCCCCCAAGGACGAUAACGCCUUUUCUGCAGUAAAGACUGACCACAGUUCCCGAGAUUCAAGAGGUGGUUCCACUGUAAUCGACCUUAAUCUCACUGCAGAAGAAGAUUGUCCAGCAAUCGGGUUUCCAUGGGCAAACGAGAAAAAACCCAAACAUUCUUCCUAUAGUGAUUCAAAGCCGGAAGAAAAGUUUAGCUUUGACCUUAAUGCUCCCGGUGACAAUGCUGAUGAUUGUCCUCAAUCUUCUUUUCCAGUAAAUUUCACCAAGAAUGCUUCAAUAAUGGACUUGAACUUGAACGAUGAUCCCUCCACUCGAGAAGCGUGUGGUGAUCAUCUCCGGUCACAGAGAAACCAACCAUUUGGAAUAAAAACACCCGAACAGGCAGCUGUUCCAAGCCUUCCAACCAAACGACAUCCCCGAGAACAUCUUAACAUUCUCGGACCCGUUUACAGGGGAGAUUUGAGUCAUAUGCAGGUUUUUAACCACACUCGUGGCCAACCCGUCUUGGUGGCUGCACCUAAUCUGCUCCAGCCCGUGGAACGCCUCCAUAGAUUUGUUCCGUUGCAGCCACAGCUAUCACCGUACACAAUGCAGGCCGUGCCAUCUUACUGCUACCCCUCUAACGGUUCAUUCUUCAUCGCCCAAGCCGAUUCACUUCCCGCCCACAAUCUUUGCUACGGUGCAUUACCACCCACCCGAAACCCUCAUGGCAACGCUGUUUUCCCUCAAGUAGUGAAUGCUGGUGGAGUUCCAAACUUUCCCGGGGCACCAUAUCUGUUAGGCCCUGUGCCCCGUGGGCAAACCCCAAGCGGUGGUGCUGAGCUUCAGCCAAGAUACGAGGUAAAUAGCGGUGAUUUUUCUUCGAUGAAUGGAAGCUGGAAGGAGAACACCACGAGGCAGCUCUUAAUCCCUAGCCAGAAUACAGAACUGAAAUUUUCACAGCAAGCAAUUACACCCACAAAGAGGAGAGAACCAGAGGGUGGAUGGGAGGCUUACCAGCUUGGCUUAAAGCACACACCAUCAUCUCAUUAAGUAUUUUUUUUUUUCUCUGAUCAUAACUAAGAACUGCUGAAAAUUCAUUCUUCGCCCCGAUGUAACGGGGUUUUGAAUGGGUUCUCAUUGAGUUACACACAACCUCUGAAUUGCCCUGGUUUUUCUAAGGGGGCACACAUGAAAUAGGGUAUCCUCUAUAUUAACAGGCUACAUUGUCUUCUGAAUCCUGUUGGUGCCAUUGUACAUAUUGGUUUUACAUGAAAGUGAUAUAUUGAGGCCACCAUUAUCUUUAUUGUUGUUAA